GCUAUAGACAACAUGUGCAAGAAGACAAGAGACCUUCGCAGACAGCUCCGCAAAGCUAUCAUAGAUCACGUGUCAGACUCUUUCUUGGAUACCACAGUCCCACUUUUGGUUCUCAUUGAAGCUGCUAAGAAUGGCCGGGAAAAGGAAAUAAAAGAAUAUGCUGCUAUAUUUCAUGAACAUACUAGCAGGCUCGUGGAGGUUGCAAAUCUUGCUUGUUCCAUGUCAACAAAUGAAGAUGGGAUUAAAAUUGUCAGAAUUGCAGCCAAUCACUUGGAAACCUUAUGUCCACAGAUUAUUAAUGCUGCACUUGCUUUGGCUGCAAGACCCAAAAGUCAAGUGGUGAAAAAUACCAUGGAAAUGUAUAAGCGCACCUGGGAGAACUACAUACACAUUCUCACUGAGGCUGUAGAUGACAUUACAAGUAUUGAUGACUUCCUUGCUGUAUCUGAAAGUCACAUCUUGGAAGAUGUCAACAAGUGUAUCAUAGCCUUGAGAGAUCAGGACGCUGAUAAUUUAGACCGUGCUGCAGGUGCUAUCAGAGGACGUGCAGUGAGAGUUGCUCACGUUGUCACAGGGGAAAUGGACAGUUAUGAACCCGGGGCUUACACGGAAGGUGUAAUGAGAAAUGUCAACUUCCUCACAAGUACUGUCAUUCCUGAGUUUGUAACACAAGUGAAUGUCGCCUUGGAAGCCUUAAGCAAGAACUCAUUGAACCUGUUUGAUGAUAAUCAAUUCGUAGACAUCUCAAAGAAGAUCUAUGAUACUAUUCAUGACAUCAGAUGUGCAGUCAUGAUGAUUCGGAAGAGCCGACCUGCCAAGUUUCUGCCCCAUAGGCCUGCAGAGCCACUGCUCUGCUCUGCCAGGCUUUCUGCCCCUUGGGCUGUGCUGGGCCACAGCCCCCCACCCCAUCCAUGCACCACCACCACCAGGAUCCCUGCCCCUCAGGCCAUGCUGGGACUUAGCCCCAUGCUGGAUCCACACCCCUCCGGGAUGCCAGGCCCUUGGGCCAUGCCAGAUCCACACCCCGCAGAGACCCCUGCUUCUCCACCCACACCCAAUAGGCUCUGCUGGGCCCCAGCUCUGCCUGGGAUGACCACAUCCAUGCUCUGCCUGGAUCCCCGCCUCCUGGGCCACACUGGAUCCAUGCCCUACAGGGACCCCCGCCUCUUGAGCUGUGCCAGAUCCAUACCCUGCAGGCACCCCUUCCCCUCAAGACCCACAUCCCUCAUGCUCUGCUGGGCCCCUGAUCUGCAUGGGAUGACCGGAGGCACACCCCACCAAGAUACCUGCCCCUCAGGGCUGGGCACCAGCUUGGCAUGA
Molecule: messenger RNA, 1320 nt
Organism: Castor canadensis (American beaver)
Lineage: Eukaryota; Metazoa; Chordata; Mammalia; Rodentia; Castoridae
Source: RefSeq, a predicted model, not a curated record